CCAUUAUAAGUAAAAUCUGCAAAUGCCUUGGCUCCACUCUAAAACCCUUUCAUUUUCAAUUUUGGUAUCGCUUCCUCUUCCUAGUCGCCUUGAAAUUAUCAGUGAGGGAACGAUGAAGGUGAAAUCAUCUGUGAAGAAGAGGUGUGAGUCUUGUCAGACAGUGAAACGCCGUGGAAUUAUCUAUAUCAUAUGUUCAUCCAAUCCUAAGCACAAGCAAAGGCAGGGGUACUGCUCCAUCUCUCAUGAAGGAACAAUACCAACUCCCUUGUUUGAUGAGGCGUUUUCUAAUCAGGAAGUGGUGAAGCUGCCUAGUCUGAGAGUAUCUGCCAGUCUGGCGCCUCUUUUACACAAGAGGCCUGAGCCAACAACGAUUUUCGGGUGGGGGGCAGGUUUUGCAUCCAUACUCUUCAAACAAGGGACUCAGUUUCUGGUGAAGGCGAAACAUCAUCUUAUAUAAACACUUUUACUUUGGUCAGUUGUAGGCUCUUCUAGGACCGUGCGCCUUGAAUGACCUGAACAACGAGAUAUAUGACAAGCUUGACUGCUUGAGUAUUCAGCCUUUCUUAAGAUUUUUCUUUGACACAUGUUGAUUCAACAUUUUAAAAAGUAUUGAAGUUUCUAUUAAACUUUUUUCUUACUAAUAAAUCACUUUCUUUGUUUUUGCAAAUUAUUUUUUCCAUAUGUUUAUAUUUCGAAUUAGUAUGUAAAACUGUUUAACCUUUUUGUAUUGAAAAUACAGAAUGUUAUUAUU
Molecule: messenger RNA, 751 nt
Organism: Brassica napus (rape)
Lineage: Eukaryota; Viridiplantae; Streptophyta; Magnoliopsida; Brassicales; Brassicaceae
Exons: 4
Coding region: 23-457 (144 amino acids)
Biological process (GO): translation
Cellular component (GO): ribosome
Molecular function (GO): structural constituent of ribosome
Source: RefSeq, a predicted model, not a curated record